Nerophis lumbriciformis (worm pipefish) is the source of this 4711-nucleotide messenger RNA. It is a transcript of the gene cand1, whose product is annotated as cullin-associated and neddylation-dissociated 1. Gene Ontology annotation, biological process: SCF complex assembly. The record is from RefSeq and is a predicted model, not a curated record. Lineage: Eukaryota; Metazoa; Chordata; Actinopteri; Syngnathiformes; Syngnathidae.
GGCCAGACGGGAGCUCCAUUCAAACACACUAAACUCCGCGGCCCGGCAUGACACAGUCUCUGUAGAGGAAAGCUGGCAGCAGCAGCAGGAAGCACACAAGCAGAACCUCGCACAGUUCGGGAGCUCUAGGCAGAAGGACAGACGGAAGACGGACGCGGAACAGUCAGUCAGCCGCCGGAACACAAGUCAGCGCAGUCAGCUAGCAGGAGGCUAACGGCUAACAGCACCGACAUGGCGAGCGCCUCGUACCACAUCUCCAACCUGCUGGAGAAAAUGACCUCCAGUGACAAGGAUUUCAGAUUCAUGGCCACUAACGACCUGAUGACAGAACUCCAAAAAGACUCCAUCAAACUGGACGACGACAGCGAGCGAAAGGUGGUGAGGAUGAUUCUUAAACUGUUGGAGGACAAGAAUGGAGAAGUUCAGAACCUGGCCGUCAAAUGCUUGGGCCCGCUGGUAAGCAAGGUGAAGGAGUACCAAGUGGAGACUAUCGUGGACACACUCUGCACCAACAUGCUGUCAGACAAAGAGCAGCUAAGGGACAUCUCGUCCAUCGGCCUCAAAACUGUCAUUGGAGAGCUGCCGCCCGCCUCCAGCGGCUCCGCCUUGGCCGCCAGCGUUUGCAAGAAGAUAACGGGUCGUCUGACCAGCGCCAUCGCCAAACAAGAAGACGUCUCGGUACAGCUGGAGGCGCUGGACAUUAUGGCUGACAUGCUGUGCAGACAAGGGGGUCUGCUGGUCAACUUCCACCCUUCCAUCCUCAGCUGCCUCCUCCCUCAGCUCACCUCCCCCAGGCUAGCCGUUAGGAAGAGGACCAUCAUGGCAUUGGGACACCUGGUCAUGUCCUGCGGGAACCUUGUCUUCAUCGACCUGAUUGAGCACCUGCUGAGCGAGCUGGGCCGCAACGACAACAUGUCCACCACCAGGACGUACAUCCAGUGCACCGCCGCCAUCAGCAGACAGGCGGGACACAGAAUUGGUGAAUACCUGGAGAAGAUCAUCCCGCUGGUGGUAAAGUUCUGCAACGUGGACGACGACGAGCUGCGAGAAUACUGCAUCCAGGCCUUCGAGUCCUUUGUCAGGAGGUGUCCCAAAGAAGUUUACUCUCACGUUCCCACCGUCAUCUCCAUCUGCCUGCGCUACUUGACCUACGACCCCAACUACAACUUUGACGAUGAGGACGAGGACGACAAUGCCAUGGAUGCCGAGCAGAAUGAUGAAGACUACCAAGGCAGCGACGAUGAGUAUAGCGACGACGAUGACAUGAGCUGGAAGGUUCGGCGGGCGGCGGCCAAGUGUCUGGACGCUGUCGUCUCCACACGUCAUGAGAUGCUGCCUGAGUUUUACCGCUCUGUGUCCCCCGCCCUCGUCUGCCGCUUCAAGGAGAGGGAAGAGAACGUCAAGGCAGACGUCUUCCACGCCUACCUGUCACUGCUCAAGCAGACCAGACCAGCCCAAAGCUGGUUGACUGACCCAGAUGCCAUGGAGCAGGGGGACACGCCCCUCACCAUGCUGCAGAGUCAGGUGGCCAUGAUUGUCAAAGCUCUGCACAAGCAGCUGAAGGAGAAAAGUGUGAAAACUCGCCAGUGUUGCUUCAACAUGUUGACUGAGCUGGUCAACGUCCUCCCAGGAGCGCUCACUCAGCACAUCCCUGUGCUGGUGCCGGGAAUCAUCUUCUCCCUCAACGACAAGUCCAGCAGCUCCAACCUGAAGAUCGAUGCCUUGGCGUGCCUCCAUGUCAUUAUGGUCACGCACCCCGCCCACGCCUUCCAUGCUCACGUCCCUGCCCUGGUUCCGCCCGUGGUGGCGUGCGUGGGAGACCCCUUCUAUAAGAUCACUUCAGAGGCUCUUCUGGUCACUCAGCAGCUGGUCAAGGUCAUCAGACCACUAGACAGCCAAUCAGAGGGUUCUGACAGCUUUGACCCCGCCCCCUACAUCAAUGACCUGUUCAGCUGUACAAUCAGACGCCUUAAAGCUGCAGACAUCGACCAGGAGGUCAAAGAGCGUGCCAUCUCCUGCAUGGGUCAGAUUAUCUGUAACCUAGGUGACCGCCUCCCUGCUGAACUUCACGGAACACUCUUGAUAUUUUUGGAGCGUCUUAAGAACGAAAUCACACGGCUAACCACAGUCAAAGCCCUGACGCUAAUCGCUGGUUCACCACUCAAAAUUGACUUGAGACCCGUUCUCCCUGACGCCAUCCCCAUCCUGGCCUCCUUUCUGCGUAAGAACCAGCGGGCGCUGAAAUUGUGCACGCUAGCGGCUCUCGAUAUUCUACUCAGGAACUACAGCUCCGCCGUGACGCCCGUCAUGGUGGAUGCCGUCUUGGCCGAGCUGCCGCCUCUUAUCUCAGAGAGCGACAUGCAUGUGUCCCAGAUGGCGCUCAGCUUCCUGUCCACGCUGGCCGUGACGCACCCCUCGCUGCUGGGCCAGCUGAGCGGCGGCAACAUCCUGCAGCAGCUCAUCACGCUGGUCCGAUCACCUUUGCUGCAGGGCGGCGCGCUCUCCGCCAUGUUGGACUUCUACCAGGCGCUGGUGUCCACAGACACGCCGGGUCUGGGUUACAUGGACCUGCUGAGGAUGCUGACCGGUCCAGUUUACUCCCAGAGUGCCGCGCUCCCGCACAAGCAGGCAUACUGCUCCAUUGCCAAAUGUGUGGCCGCUCUCACGCGGGCGUGUCCCGCCGAGGGGCCCGCCGUAGUCGGACAGUUCAUCCAGGAUGUGAAGAACAGUCGCUCCACGGACUCCAUCAGGCUCUUGGCUCUGCUCUCAUUGGGGGAGGUGGGACAUCACGUGGACCUCAGUAGCCAACCAGAGCUCAAGACGGUCAUCCUGGAGGCCUUCUCGUCCUCCAGUGAAGAGGUCAAGUCGGCGGCGUCGUACGCCCUAGGCAGUAUCGCUGUGGGGAACCUUCCAGAAUAUCUUCCGUUUGUCCUGCAGGAGAUCUCAUCGUCUAAACGACAGUACCUUCUGCUGCACUCGCUCAAAGAGAUCAUCAGUUCUGCGUCGGUGUCUGGCCUGAAGCCGUACGUGGAGUCGGUGUGGACGUUGCUGCUCAAACACUGCGAGUGUCAGGAGGAGGGAACCAGGAAUGUGGUGGCCGAGUGUUUGGGCAAACUGACGCUCAUCAACCCUGAGACGCUGCUGCCUCGCCUCAAAGGAUACCUGUUGUCAGGCUCGUCGUACGCCAGAAGUUCUGUGGUCACAGCAGUCAAGUUCACCAUCUCAGACCAGCCGCAGCCUAUAGACCCUCUGCUGAAGAACUGCAUAGGUGAUUUCCUGAAGACGCUGGAGGAUCCGGACCUGAACGUACGCCGGGUGGCCUUGGUAACGUUUAACUCUGCGGCCCACAACAAGCCCAGUCUGAUCAGAGAGCUGCUGGACUCUGUUUUGCCACAACUCUACAACGAGACCAAAGUCCGCAAGGAGCUGAUUCGCGAGGUGGAGAUGGGCCCGUUCAAGCAUACGGUGGAUGACGGCUUGGACCUACGUAAGGCCGCAUUCGAGUGCAUGUACACUCUACUUGACAGCUGCCUGGACCGCAUCGACAUCUUCACCUUCCUCAACCACGUGGAGGACGGCCUCAAGGACCACUACGACAUCAAGAUGCUCACUUUUCUCAUGCUGGCCAGACUGUCGUCUCUCUGUCCCAGCGCCGUCCUGCAGAGGCUGGACAGACUGGUGGAGCCCCUCAGAGCCACAUGCACCACCAAGGUGAAGGCCAACUCUGUGAAGCAAGAGUUUGAGAAGCAGGACGAGCUGAAGCGCUCAGCAAUGCGAGCUGUCGUGGCGCUAUUGACAAUCCCCGAGGCCGAGAAGUCGCCGCUCAUGUCCGAGUUCCAGUCGCAGAUCUCGUCCAAUCAGGAGCUGGCCGCCAUCUUUGACUCCAUCCAGAGGGACUCCAGCUCGGCCAACAUGGAGUCAAUGGACACCAGCUAAAGACGCAAGUUCCCGCAAUGCAACACGGCACCAACACCCCAGCUGCUGGAGCGCUAACCCCGCAGCAUGUUUCCAUGACAACAGGACACACGCACACACUCGUAGUGACACACCCUUUUUUCCUAGCGAUCGGUCGUUCCCAUGAUGCAUUGCACUGACAAGAGCGGCCCCCACACGGACAAAACGGAUGAAGACAAAGAACAAGUAAAAAAAAAUGUUAAUUGAGAAGAUUGGAAGCUCCUCCCACUUCCUGUUUGUUUUGUUCUGGUGAGUUGUUUUCAUUGUGGCUUUUCUUUUUGGUUCUUUUGGCAACUGGAGAACAGCUGCUGUGACCUGAUUGGCCGCUGAUGGCUGAUUGACAGUUGGCGUGUUACAAACUGAUUAAUGCCUGAGGACUUUUAGUUUUUUCUCUCUUGGAUGGCGGCGACGGCAGCCAGCGGGAAACUUGUGAGGCGGGCGGUUCUCUUUUUGGACCAAUCGGCUACGUUUUCCUCUGAUUCAACAAACUCGCCCUCAACCCCGCCGCUCCUGGGAAGUAGGGAAGGAAGGAUUGUUGGAUCUGACUGGAUCCUUCUGAUCACCACAAUAACGUUGUUGUCAAAGUAGGCAAACAUGAAUCAAAUAUUUGAUCCCGUUUGCUGAUCAAACUGGGACUGGUGUGCUUGAGACUGGUUUGAACUGGUGACAUUGCUUGUCAUCUGGUCCAGUUUGACCUCCACAGUCUGCUCUUACUGAUCGCCCAAAAGAAAUAAAGGUCCAUUUCUGCCUGCCUUCA